UUAUCCGCGUCGCAUUCUCUCUGUUUCGCGCGCGUCUGGCCGGCGGCGUGGCGUGUUUUAAUUAUUUCUGGUUUUGUUCUUGUAUGAUCACCUGUUUCUGCAGUCACUUAAGAUAUAUCAUUUUUUGACACAGGUCGAUGAUCACUUACAACCAUCUUAGCAACAUGAAUGGUCGCAGAGACAGGUCCCCGCUGCGCGAUCGGGAGGGCAUGCGGAACGACCGUGACUCUCGCGGUGACCGGGACCGCGGACCACGCCGGUUCGGCGGCGACCGCGACCGCGACCGCUCCGGACCGCCGCCGCGGGACCGGCCCCCUGCCGGCGGCGCUGGCAGGCGUGGACGUCCGGAGCGGCGCGUCUACGUUUCAAACAUUCCAUUCGACUUCCGCUGGCAGGAACUGAAGGACCUUUUCCGGCAUGAAGUGGGCGAGGUCUCUUAUGUCGAGGUGUUUACCGACGAUACCGGCAAGUCGCGCGGCUGUGGCAUCAUCGAGUUCGACUCCAACGAGCUGGUCGACAUUGCCUUGGAGAAGAUGCACCGCUACGAUCUCAACGGUCGCAAGAUUGUCGUCAAGGAGCUGGACGCGGUGCGUCGACAGGACUUUGGCGUGGAGCGCGACCGGUACGGGCGCAUCCUGCGCGACGGCGUGCCGCACGGCGACAUCGGCGUGGGCGGCCGCGGCGGCCACCCGCGCGCCGGAGACAUGGGCAGGGACGGCCGGCGCGGCUUCCUCGGCGACGGGCCGCCGUCCGGCCCGGCCGUGCCGCCAGAGGCCAAGUACACCAACACAUACGGCCUCAACGUCAGCUUCCUGGAGAGCCUCGGCAUCGACGGCCCGCUCGUCAACCGGGUGUUCGUGGCUAACUUGAUCUACAGCGUGGACGAGAAGCAGCUAAAGGAGGUGUUCGGCCUGGCCGGCAAGGUGGUCUCCGUGUCCAUCAACAAGGACCGCGAGGGCAACAGCAAGGGCCACGGCGUGGUUGAGUUCGAACACCCCGUGGAGGCGGUGCAGGCCAUCUCUAUGCUCAACAACCAGAUGUAUAUGGACCGCGUCAUCAGCGUGCGGAUGGACCGGGUGGCCGAGCGUAAGGACCGCGACACCGGCCCGGCGCUGCCGCCGGGACUGUCCGGACUCGGCCUCGGACUCGGCUCCAACGGAAAACCCCUCGCCGACGUGGCCAGCAAACUCGUCUCUUCGUCUGUUCCCGCAGAGGCGCAACAGCAGCAGAUGGCCGUGCCGGCGCCGGCGCCGGCCGCCGCUCAGCUGGGUGGCCUGGGCGGCCUGACCAACCUCACCGCCGCCAACGGGGCGGCCGCGCUCGGCCUGAUGGGCGCUGCGCCCGGAGCCGCUGCCGCAGGGUUCCCGGUCGGUGUGCCGAUGGUGAGCGCCGCCGGCGGUGUCGGACUCGGCGCACUGGGCGGCCUCACCUCUCUGGGGGCCACCGGCGGCCUGGGCCAGCUGGGCGCCGCCUCUCAGCUCGGCCAGCUGCCGCAGCCGGGCCUGUCGCAGCUCGGCGGCGGACUGCCGGCCGCCGCCACCGCCCCCGCCGGCGGAUUCGGCGGCGGCGACGACCUGCGCGGCAUGGGCGGUCGCGGCGGCGGCCUGGACCGGGGCGGCGACCCGGGCCGCUCGGGCCGGCCCAGCUACGGCGGCGGUGGCGGCUUCGGCUCGUCCGACUACAACAGCGGCUCGUCGCGCAACUUCUCCGACUCCAUCAUCGUCAGUAACCUGGACCCGGGAUUCACGUGGCAGAUGCUGCGCGACCAUUUCCGAGAGGCGGGCGAGGUACGCUACGCCGACAUGAAGGGCAAGGGCGUCGGCGUGGUGCGCUUCUCCAGUCCGCAUGAGGCGCAGCGGGCCAUCAGCCUGAUGGACGGCUCGCGCUGUGACGGCCGCACCAUCGACGUCCGCUCCUACUGAGCCCCCGGCCCGCCGCGCAUCAACUGCCGCCCACGGGCGGCCCAUCACCUGCGGAUUUUACUGAAGCUUUGCGAUUCUCGCUGAAGAGGCGCUCUUCCUGAGCGGGGUGGGUUUCCUCUGACGCGCUGUAUAGAGACCUCUCGCCGGCUGGCGGGCCGACCUGGCGACCCAGCGCUGCCAGCGGCGUGGCAGCGGGGAGGCGCCGGGACCGGUCGGCCGGAACGGGAACUUGCUCGCUCCUCGAGCUCAGCCGUCGGUGUUUUCGGCGCCCGCUCGGGACUCUCUGUCUGUCUGUGUCUGCUAGCGUCCGUCUGCGUUUCUGACUGGCGUCCAGCGGUCUGGCGUCUCCACCACAUUGGCAGCCGGCGGCGUCUGAGCGGCGCGGCACCGGCCGACCGCCAGCGGCGUCUGCCACCGGGCUCCAGCGGCAGUCGGAGGCCGCCGGCUGUCGGCAGCGUUCAUGUAUCACCCGGUGUUCAUUUAGCGCAGAGACGUACAAAUACAUAAAAUGCCUCGG
Messenger RNA from Amphibalanus amphitrite, 2439 nucleotides. RefSeq names its product myelin expression factor 2-like (gene rump). Gene Ontology annotation, molecular function: mRNA binding. Bases 138 to 1922 code for a protein of 594 amino acids. The record is from RefSeq and is a predicted model, not a curated record. NCBI's taxonomy places the organism in Eukaryota, Metazoa, Arthropoda, Thecostraca, Balanomorpha, Balanidae. Gene Ontology annotation, cellular component: nucleus; cytoplasm. The transcript is spliced from 10 exons.